This is a messenger RNA of Lontra canadensis (Northern American river otter), 1995 nucleotides long. RefSeq names its product transmembrane protein 273 (gene TMEM273). The coding region runs from base 509 to 802 and encodes 97 amino acids. The transcript has 8 exons. Lineage: Eukaryota; Metazoa; Chordata; Mammalia; Carnivora; Mustelidae. The record is from RefSeq and is a predicted model, not a curated record.
CCCGCGCUGAUCACAUAGAUCAAUGGUAUUCGUUUCAACUGCCCUAAAUAGGUCUGUUGAAACACUACAUCAUAAUUUAGUUGUACCUUCUGGUAACUGAGAGAGUUUAGGUUGUUUCUUACUUGUUGAGUGUUCGUUGAUGCUGUAAUGAACCUUCUCAGUCCCAUCUUCUAGAAGCCAUGCGCGGCUGUUUUCUGGGAGACAAUCUUGAAGACGUCACAAGUCACGGAUUAUUUUCCUUGAAAGCAUCAUCAAAGCCCACUUCCUGAGAGCUCAUUCCGAGCAUGGUGUCUCGCCCAGCACUCCUACGUAGAUCUCAUUUGUUUCUGAUAAACCAGCCACAAAGCAGAUGUUCUUCUCAUGCCCAUUUCACAGAUGAAGAAACUGAGGCCCAGAAUGAUCAAGUAGCUUAUCAGAGGUCACAUAGCUGGAGUUGCUGCCCAGGGGAAGAGGGGAAGGGCCUGGAGCUAGGCUCUUGGGCCACCCUACAAUACUGGGACACAUAGAUAUGGGAGCUUUUGCUUUCGAUGUUGGAGGAGCUCCGGUGUUAGCAACGGGCAAGUCUGCUGGGGCCGAAAUUGACAUCAAGUACGCCCUCAUUGGGACGGCUGUGGGCAUCGCCAUAUUGGCUGUCUUCCUGGUCCUGAAGAUCUGCAUGAUCAAGAAGCAUUUGUUUGAUAUCGACUCCUCAGACUUGAGAAGCACAAACCCAGGCUUCAAUGACACCGCCACACUAAAGAAGAGAGUCCCAAGGUCAAACCUCAAUUUCUCUGCAAGAGAUGAGCAAGUGAUUGAGCUCUAAAUGAGUGGCCUCUUCAGGAAAGGUUGGGCAGUCUGGACAGUUUCAAUCUCAGGGAUGUCAUGAACUUGAGCUUCUAAAGCUGGUGACGGACCUUCAUGUGGACCUCAAUGCCCAGGCCAAGUAACAGAUGGAAUGGAGUCUACAGCAUUUCUGUCCUAAAGGAAAAUAUCAAUUCUCUUCCAUGAGAAGUGGACUCAACAGAGGGAGGCAUGAGCACUUUACCCAGCAGUAAGGAAGGAUGGAAGCCAAUAAUCCACACUGUCUAUCCUGGUCCUCUUUGGUGGAGUUGUUCAUGAUUCUGUGAUAGCAUUGUGUCCAUAUCAAUGGAACCUACCCAGAGCAAAUGGCUCAUGGAAAUGGGGACCAAAGUCAAGACAUAGCCUGCGUAACACCACCACUUAUCAACAGGUAAGCAUCAUUUUUCUAGAACUGAUGGCCUCACCUUUUCAGUUGCCAUAAGAAUCCCCCAUGUGAAUAUUCAGGAUCCUUGAGACAUGAAGACUAUGGGGUAGUCUCUGGUCUGAGGAAUGAAAGACUGACCUUCCACAGGAAAGAAUGGAGGACUGGGCCAGAGUGAGAGGAAGGGGUCUGAAUGGCCAUGGAAUGGCCUACAGCUUUGCAGCUCCGCACAAGAUGAAGCCAACAAAGGAUUAAAUGAAAAAGCCAAUGGUGUGCCUUGUAGGGACCCACAUAGAUGUAAGGGAUUAUUGUUACGUUUAGAACAUUAUUUUGUGGUUAUUAGUACAAAUGUGAAUGGCUUUUGCCUAGAGGACAUGACCGACAGAGGCUUAGGAAACGCCCAUCUUUUUAUUAUUGCCAUCAACUAAAGGCUGUGUGGCACAGGCCUCGUUAACAUUUCUCUCCCCCAUACUCUUAACCCUGUAUUUCUGGGGCUGCAUUCUUGAAUACUCUUUGCCUUUCCAGUUCAGCAGAAAUCCAGGUGGUUGCGUGGGCUGGUUCUCCUCGGAUUGGGCUCUUCUCCUUGUGUGUGAUGAAAGAUGAGCAAUAUUUCAAAACACAGUGCUGUGUUAUAAUAAUUUGCCUGGAUUCCCCGGGCAUCUUUUAUCUGACUUGAUAACAACGUAGUUCAUUAGCAGCCUUUGUUAGCUGAUAACCUAAAGCGGUAACCCGAUACUCAUAAGCAAUUUUCUGUGUGUAAGAUAGAAUAAACCAUCUUGUAAGGUAUCUGUUAA